CGAGACGAUUCGAUAGUAUCGAGCUUUUUUGGCAGGUCGAAAGAAAGAUGUCCCUCGAUGGUAGAUUAGAAUGUUAUUAGUCAUUCGGUCUUGUGUUUGUAAGUAAAUAUCAGCUGGAUGUGCAAAGAAAAACAUAACGCGAUACCGUGACAUCGCGUAAUAGACAUAACUGUCGAACGUGCUUUCCUUCGUCAAGUUUACGAGGUAAAAUGGGCCUUUUCCAAACCUCCUCGCCUUUCGACGCUGACGUCGAAAAGGCAACCAGUGAGAAAAAUAUAUCCGAAGAAUGGGGAAAAAUAAUGGAUAUCUGUGACAAAGUAGGAACCUCGACUCAAAGUGCAAAGGAUUGUUUACGAUCAAUUGUCAAGAGACUAUAUUCUCCGGACCCCCACAUUGUUAUGCAAGCAUUAACACUGUUGGAUGCAUGUGUCAGCAAUUGUGGUAAAACAUUUCACUUGGAAAUUGCAUCGAGAGACUUUGAAACCGAUCUAAGAAAACUAGUUAAUCAUUCCCAGCCCAAAAUUGCAGAAAAAAUGAAAGGGCUUUUAAAAAAAUGGGCGGAAGGUGAUUUUAAAAGCGAUCCUCAAUUAAAUUUAAUUCCAAGCUUGUACAACAAAUUGAGAAACGAAGGCUACAAAUUCACUACUCUGCAAGAUAUGAAAAGCCUACUACGUAAAAAUCCAAAUGUAGCAACAAAUUCGCAGGAAGAAGAAGAUCUUGCAAAAGCCAUUCAACUUUCACUGAAAGAGACUAAAACUCAGAGUCAAGCAUCUUCUUUGCAUAGUUCGCCGGCAUCCAAAAUGAGUACCAGUUUAUAUCCCAGUGUAAGCUCAGCGCUUGGCACUUCGAGCAAUUCUGAAGGCAGGAAGGUCUGCGCUUUGUACGAUUUUGAGGCGGCGGAAGAUAACGAAUUAACAUUCUUAGCAGGGGAAAUAAUUAACAUCUUGGACGAUUCUGAUCCAAAUUGGUGGAAAGGCAGUAAUCAUAGGGGGGAAGGACUUUUUCCCUCUAAUUUUGUUACCGCGGAUUUAUCCGUAGAACCUGAACAGUUCAUAAAGUUAGACUUCCCUAACAAAAAAAUGGUUCAAUUUGCCGAAGAAGUUGAAGUAAAAACAGUAAAGAGAGAACCAGAAGUGAUCGAGGUUGAAAUAGAUGAAAGAAAAAUGGAUAAACUUUUACAUCUAUUACACGAAGCAGAUCCUCAGUGUGACACAUCUGAUCCACAAGAGAUGCUCGAUUUGGAAGAACAAGUUACCGCGAUGGGGCCGCUAAUUGACGCAGCGUUAGAAAAAGUCGAUAGGAGGCACGCGCAGCUGACUCAAUUAAGUUCUGAUUUGGUAGAUGCACUUAAUUUAUAUCAUACAUUGAUGCGAGAACCUCCACCCCCUACAUCAUCUAAUUACACCCUACCUAAGAUGCCACUGCACAUAAACCCAUAUCAAUUCCCGGCUCAAGGACCACCACCUCAGCAUAUGUUCAAUGGGGUACCUCCGCCUCAUCAGUCUUUUCCUGUCGGGAGUGGUCCAUCCGGACCAUACGUUACCAAUAAUUCAACCAGUGAAUACAUGGGUCCUGCUAGCAUACCGAACAUGACGUUACCCCAACAUUUCCACGUGCAAUCAGGCCCACAUCAGCAUCCACCAGGACAUCCUCAGGGUCCACCAGUACUAGAGCAUAAUAGCCUUCCUUAUUCUCAUCAAGGAUUUCCACCUCAAACUGGUUCUAUGCCAGGACCCUAUGGUCCACCAGGGCCUACAGGACCUUCAGUAAAUCAGCAGUCUCAGUAUGCUCCUCCGAAUGGACAACAUAUGAUGUAGAGGGAUGCCAUGUUUCAAACUCACCCUGUACUCUAAUUCAAGCUGUACAAUAUUACUAUAUUAUAAUUAUUUAAAUAAACAUACCCGAAGUAGCCAAAGAUACUGGGCUUUUGAUGGAAAUUUUGCAUUCGAAGAUUAUUUUUUAAGCUGAUUAUGUAGGCGCAUACACGUCAGAUUUAAAGUACAUUAGAGAAUGACGAUUUACUUUAUUAAUCUCAGAUUAAUUGCUACUAAUAUGUUGUUUAAUAUCUCGUUGUUUAAAACAACCUCAACACGCUUUUUCGGCCUGAUUCGGCGUAUAAUAUUUUAUUUUAAGAAUAUUAUUAUAACUUAUAAAAUUUAAAAUUAAAAUGAAAAACGAAGUGAAAUAUGACUAUUAUAACAUGUAAAUCUUAAGUUUGUGGCAAAAUGUCGCGCGAUAGUUUUUGUCACUCGUUUAUAAUAAAUUGUGUACAGUUCGUCGUACGUUUGUAAUAAAGUUAUAAGUGUUAUACUAUCAUUUACGAUAUACAUAAUUACAUUAGAACAUAAAACUCUACGGCAAACGUUGAAGACUGUGUCAAAAGCAUGCCCGUAUUUUAUAGUUUUUUACCGUCAUUCAUUCUCAACAAAUAACUAAACGAGCCUUGAAAUACAAUUGUUGCAACAUACGAGGAUCUUUUCUUUAAAUAAAAUACGCGUAGCUUUAAAAGCUGCACGAAUUGAAUAUCGUUGACUUAAAACGUAAAACUAUUAUCACAACAAGAUGUUUCAACUUGAUCUAGUCUGUCCACUGUGUAUAAUAAAUCUAUUUCCUAUUAAUUGUUUAAUGAGGUGAACUACGAGGACAUUCUAUGAAUUGUUAAUGCAUAAUACUCGCAUAGUUGCGUUUAUAACUUAAAAAAAGAAGAACAAAAGGAGAUAACGACUGUAUUCUUUUAAAAUUAUCUUGAAGUGAGAUACAAAGCAAGAGAACUCGAAAUUAGAAUAAGUUGAUUCUCAAGAGUUUCUUUACUCGGCCUUUAUUUUGAAUUUACGAUCGAAGUUUAUAUCUAGAAAUUGAAAUAUAAUGUUAUUUGUUGAUAAUAUUAUUAAGAAACGAAAUAACAAAUGUUGGCAUCGAUUCAAUAAGUAAUUGUUAUAAUAUGAUUCAGGAUUUACUGAAUUACGAAUAUGAGGGUUUAUUAAGGGAAACAGUAAUUCUGAUAAAUCAUUUUGUUCUUGGCUCAGGAAAUUGCAGCGUAUAGAUCGAAUGUAUGAUGAACAAAGAUUUUAUGUAAAUUAUUUGCUAAUAACAUUUAAAGAACAAGAUAUUAAAACAGAACG
Colletes gigas is the source of this 3122-nucleotide messenger RNA. It is a transcript of the gene Stam, whose product is annotated as signal transducing adapter molecule 1. The transcript is spliced from 10 exons. Gene Ontology annotation, biological process: protein transport to vacuole involved in ubiquitin-dependent protein catabolic process via the multivesicular body sorting pathway. Bases 210 to 1817 code for a protein of 535 amino acids. Lineage: Eukaryota; Metazoa; Arthropoda; Insecta; Hymenoptera; Colletidae. The record is from RefSeq and is a predicted model, not a curated record. Gene Ontology annotation, molecular function: ubiquitin binding; phosphatidylinositol binding. Gene Ontology annotation, cellular component: ESCRT-0 complex.